AAGUUUGAAUUUUUAUCUCCACAAAAUUAUUAAAUUGCUCUCUCCUUCCCUCCAAAAAUAAAAUAGCACAGUACAUUUAUAUAGCCAAACCCAAUAGCGCAAAAUCUCAAAAUCCAAACAGCCCCUUACAUACCCACUACCCGUUUCGUCGACCCCCAAUGCUUCGUCGACACAACCAUACUCAUAAUCCCCCCUCACCGUCACCGAUCUCUUCUCCUAACCCUAAUUCCCACCCCGCCGACACCGCCGCCGUAUCACAUUCCGGCGCCAUGUCCGACGACAAAUCCCCUUCUCCGCCGGAGGCGGCACUGACGGUUACUCCGGCGGUGUCAUCUCGGACGGCAGCUUUUCCGGCGAGAGAAGAUUGCUGGUCGGAAGCAGCGACGCAUACGUUGAUUGAAGCAUGGGGUGGCAAGUAUGUUGAGCUGAAUAAGGGAAGUCUAAGGCAUCAGCACUGGGAAGCAGUUGCUGAUGCUGUAAAUGCUCUUCAUGGACAUACGAAAAAGCAGUACCGUACAGAAAUGCAGUGCAAAAACCGCAUUGAUACUUUGAAGAAGAAGUAUAAAAUCGAGAAGGCUAAAGUUUCUGAAUCUCCCGGUCGGUAUUUCUCUACCUGGCCGUUUUUCAGUAGCCUUAAUGCCCUCCUAGGCGUUACUGUUAAAGCUUCUCCGCCGCCGCCGUUUACUCAACGGAGAACGCCGACGCAGCCGGUAAUGCCACCUCAUCAAUGGAGAGCGCCGCCGAGGCCGGAAAUGCCACCUCUUCAAUGGAGACCGCCACCGCCGGACACGUCACCUCUCGAAUGGAGAACGCCGUCGCAGCUUCCUCCACCACUUUUGGGGGUACCAGUUGCCUCCCGGACGAAGCGGCCAGGGGCAACUAUAGACUACACGGUAUCACGGAGAAACUUCUCAGCAAUGGCAGCAGCAGCAGCGGGUUCGUCUGAUGAUUCAGAGGAGGAAGAGGAGGAGAAGGAGGAAUCAGAGACGUCGAGUCUAGCAGCAUCAGCAAUGGCCAAUGCUGCUAGUAAAAGCAAGAGAAAGAGGAAUGGGGGUUUAGUAGAGGGUUAUAAGAUGCUAGCUGAGGCAGUAGGAAAGUUCUCCGAAACAUAUGAAAGGAUUGAAAAGGCGAAACAGAGGCAAAUGGUGGAGUUGGAGAAGCAAAGAAUGCAAUUUACAAAGGACUUGGAGAUACAGAGAAUGAAACUGAUGAUGGAGUCACAAGUGCAUCUUGAAAAGCUUAAACGUUCUAAUAAACAGUUUAGAAGAUGAUAAUUGCUUGUAGAUGGAGGGUGGUGAUAUUCUCUACAAUAUUAUGCGGAUCUUUUAUAUACGUUUCUACGUAUAUAUUGAUUAGCGUCUUCACACGGAUGCCAAUCUGCUAUCUUGAAGAUGAAUCAAAGAUGUUAGUUCCAGACUUGGUCGUUUCUCCAGAACUCGUAUCUAGCUGCUUGAAUAUCUGGAGUAAUUUUGUAGCUAUCUUUCUCUAGGUUAGACCUCUUUUGCACUCCAGCUAGGUGAAAAUGUUGACUUGAGACUUACUGUGUUCUUAGCAACUAUAUAUAUAUAUAUUCUAAGCUUCAAGCUGUUGAUGAUGACUAUCCA
Molecule: messenger RNA, 1604 nt
Organism: Capsicum annuum
Lineage: Eukaryota; Viridiplantae; Streptophyta; Magnoliopsida; Solanales; Solanaceae
Product: trihelix transcription factor ASIL2
Exons: 2
Coding region: 159-1271 (370 amino acids)
Cellular component (GO): nucleus
Molecular function (GO): transcription cis-regulatory region binding
Source: RefSeq, a predicted model, not a curated record